AUGGGCGACGGCACGAACGCGGAUGACCUACGACGCAGACGGGCUAUGGCAGCGCGGACGGGCAGGGCAGGAUGGGCAUUCAAAAAGAAACAAUUGGAUGAGGUUAGGGGAGGGGUGAGACGCAGCUUACCAGCCAGGCUCCUCGAACCCUUACCUAGAUGCUGGAGGCCACAGCCGCGGGAGGAGAGCGUGCUUCUUCGGCUGCUCGGAGCUCCUUCAACGGUCUUCUCUUUCGCGGUGCUCAUUCCCCUAGGUUCUCGGAGCAGCAGAGCAGGGAAGGGCGUGGCGGGGCGACGGCGGCGCGGGAUGUGGCCGGACGAAGGCGGCGCGGCGACAGAGUGGACUGCACGAGCCCUUGCGGUGGUGGAGUGGAGCGCACGGCCGUUGCGGCGUUGA
Messenger RNA from Miscanthus lutarioriparius, 396 nucleotides. Lineage: Eukaryota; Viridiplantae; Streptophyta; Magnoliopsida; Poales; Poaceae. The record is from the annotation of a GenBank genome assembly.